Exserohilum turcica Et28A is the source of this 357-nucleotide messenger RNA. RefSeq lists its product as uncharacterized. Lineage: Eukaryota; Fungi; Ascomycota; Dothideomycetes; Pleosporales; Pleosporaceae. Gene Ontology annotation, biological process: mitochondrial proton-transporting ATP synthase complex assembly. Gene Ontology annotation, cellular component: mitochondrial matrix. The coding region runs from base 1 to 357 and encodes 118 amino acids. The record is from RefSeq and is a predicted model, not a curated record. The transcript has a single exon.
AUGGCGCAAUCGGCAUCGCCCCAACUCCGUUCCAUCUAUCGCCGUCUCCUCCGCGAACUCCCCACGGCGCCGCAAACGACACGCACGCAGCACCAAAAGCUAUCCUCGCCUUCGGUCCUCCAAAAAGCCAUACGAUCCAGUAUCGCGACACCGAAAGCUGGCCCUAGCACGCAGGGCCAGAUUCAGCAGGCGGAGCAAUUCAUACAAUACGUGCAAGCGCAACGGACAUAUGCGUCGCUGUUGGAGCGGUACAAUCCCGGCAUGGGCAUGACUGAGGAGGAGAGGGUACGGUUGACUGCACGGAGAGUAGGCAUGGACCUCCCGAUUGAAUAUGGAGGGGGCAAAGAAAAGGCCUAA